Messenger RNA from Clavispora lusitaniae ATCC 42720, 1539 nucleotides. Its product is annotated as putative integral membrane protein. NCBI's taxonomy places the organism in Eukaryota, Fungi, Ascomycota, Pichiomycetes, Serinales, Metschnikowiaceae. The record is from RefSeq and is a predicted model, not a curated record.
AUGGAUACACCGUCGUUUCUUGCGGUUGGUGUACCGCUGUUGGUGCUAGUGCUAAUCCUUUUGAUGUUGUCUGUGUUCUAUAUACCCACAGUUCCAGAACAUCCCUACUCACAUUACAUUCGACUCAUUGUGUUCGUACAAGUCGUGAUUCUAUGCUAUCAGCUUUUAUGGACCGUUACACGGGUUUUGGUCCGUAGCGGGCGGUAUCAAAAACUACCCGAGUCUUGUCCUUCAGGGUUUGUUGAUAAGUUUCUAAAACCUAUCGUCGGAGAGAUGUCAAGAUUGUCCGUCAUUACCUUAGCAAGCACAUUGGGAGGCCCCAAUUUUCUGAUUGACAUUUACUCUGUCUAUGUGGUAGCCUUUGUCUACUCAGCCAACUUUUGCGCAGCCUAUGUCAUGACGUUUUCUCCAUUGCAUUACAAACAACGUUACGAGAGAUUUCUCCAUCAACAUAGCAUUUACACUUCGUCCAAACCCGGGCCCAAAUUACCACAGCCUUCAUAUACGACUCUAAAAGAUACAGAUUUGUAUCUGCUAGCAGCAGAAGUGGAACCGAAACCUACUUUCAAUUUAGACUCUUUUCGCCCGCUUCACAAACUCAGUCAUUCCAAACUGAUGCCCGUCUUGGUACAAAACUCACAACAAGCUCAUCUCAAUAUGAUUGACCGCUUAUAUUCUGUGUCUCCCAAGAAUACCCUUCAUCUUCAAAUCGAAUCGGACACCAAAUGGGUGCCCUCGAUUGAUAAUUUGCAUGCUAUGGAUCAACAUUCAGAAGAACCGUCUAUUAUAGAGUAUACUCAGCCCGAGAAUUUUGAAGCUCAUUUUAACUGUCAUGAAUUUAAUUCUGAUGGUGCCUCAUUUACGUCAUCCUCAAGCAGUGAUGCGGAGACUUUAAAGAGCCGUUCACCGGUUGGUACAGUGCGAAGUGCUUUAAAAUGGUUUAACUGGCUUUUGCCAUUGCCAAGCUCAUUCCAGAAUCAACAAUUCCAGCCAUCACCUCAUGAAGUGAAACGCUUCAUUAAUAAGAAACUAUCCUCAUUUACAUUGAAUAGUGAGACGGCUACCUUAAAGUCGCAUGGCUUGAGAUCUCUGUACGGUGCUAUUGACCUUGAGAACCAGUCCUAUUCCAUCAAUGACACAUCUGAAAAUGUACACGAAUUCUACAAGUUUGCGGCCUUCUCCAAUAAGUACUUCGACGCAUCUUCUUCACAUUCAACUGACUCUAAUGCCAGUAUUGACCCUUCCUUUCUCAGGUUUGGGAUCUUGCUUUCAAAGCUAUCCGUGUUCCAAUUUGUACUUUACGGAAUCACCAAUGGCUUACGUCAUUUUGCAUACACUCUAAUAUUGUCCUCAUUGUUCUUAAACCCAAGUUUUGCAAGUCUGUCGCCAUGCUUAGUGGUUUUGAUGAUGAUUGCUAAGUUAUUCUCAAACAAUUAUCUACAUCAACAGUCUACGCUCUCCCACAGAAUCACCACUGCUAUUGAUUUCUUCAUCACACUCGCUUUAUUCAUAAUCGUCUAUUGUUCCUUAUUUGGGUAA